Messenger RNA from Hymenoscyphus albidus, 1130 nucleotides. The record is from the annotation of a GenBank genome assembly. NCBI's taxonomy places the organism in Eukaryota, Fungi, Ascomycota, Leotiomycetes, Helotiales, Helotiaceae.
CUUUUAUGCAUCUGAUACACAAAAAUUCACAUUUUCAUCUCGGUGCUUCUCAAACUAUCCCUCAAACGAAAAAACGUCAUCCCAAGUACGGAGACCAGGUCACAACAGACGAAAGCGCUAAGCUAAGCCCCCCGCCACUACUUCGCCAGGCCUGCGGCACCGCACCGCACUGGCUGAACUCCAAUCCAACCUCUCACGUCCUAUCUCUAUCCCCCCACACACAGACGAUAGCUGCUAACAACCUGACCUUCCACCAUUCCUCCAACUCCAAACUUCCAACCACGGACCCAAGCAAAAUGAAGUUCUCCCUCGCCCUCGCAUCGCUUUGCUUAAGCUCCCUCGUCGCCGCCGACUUCGGUUUCUCCUACGGCAGCAGCCAAAAGGUCCUCGACGAUAAGGGAGAGGCUGUGCCAGGCAGUAACCCGUUGGUCCACUGCAAGAAGGAACAUAGUGAUGACCUACUCACCCUCGAGCAUGUGAACUUGACUCCAAACCCACCUGUACCGUAAGCUUCCAGCUUCCUAGAUUUAUCUUCCUCAAGGUUAUAUUAGCUGCAUAAGCUGACUUUGGUUUCCAGCGGCCAAAACCUCACGAUCGAAGCUGUGGGUUCCAUAUCGCAGGAUGUUGGGGAGGGCGCAUAUGUGCUUCUAACCGUCAAAUAUGGAUUCAUCAAGCUUCUCACCACCAAAGCGGAUCUCUGCGAACAAGUCUCAAAUGUAGAUCUGAAGUGUCCGAUUAAGGCGGGAAAGACGACCAUUACCAAGGACGUGGAAAUACCAAAACAGAUUCCAGGUGUAAGUGCCAAACUAUAUCAUAGCUUUGUUCUUUAUUAAUUAGCGAUUUAGGGAAAAUAUACCGUCAAUGCUGAUGCCUAUACUGCCGACGAUAAGCACAUUGUGUGUCUGGAAGCCAGCGUCGAGUUUCCAUAAGUUAUGAGUGCAAAUGGGUCUAUGAGAUGAAUGAAUGGGGAUGAUGGUUAGGGAGAGGGCAGAAUGAUCGGACUUGGACAGGGCUUUCUUAUCAGGUUUCUACGUCUGCAUUGUACAACGGAAUGGAUCAAUCAUGAAUGUUUUAUAGGCACAUAAUUUUGGAGUGAAAGGUAAUUAAAUUGAAGCAUUAUUGGGCGUAUA